Molecule: messenger RNA, 5924 nt
Organism: Harmonia axyridis
Lineage: Eukaryota; Metazoa; Arthropoda; Insecta; Coleoptera; Coccinellidae
Exons: 8
Coding region: 2025-5156 (1043 amino acids)
Source: RefSeq, a predicted model, not a curated record
AAUAUCUUAUGCAUAAUGGACCUGUACUUAGCAACUCUCAUGCUUGUAGACACCUCUGAUAAUGCUUUGUCGGCAUUAUCCAUAACAGAAUUACGGUUCGUUUUAUGGGUCGGCUUUAAAAUUCAGUAAAGACGGAUAACUUUUUUGACCGUUAUGCAAAUUUAGGUAGCUAUUAUUUGAAAGCGUUGAAUAUUUUGCAAUAACCUGGACCACUUUAGGAAUCACUGGCCUGGCGUAUACCGAUGACGAAUACAAAAAUCACAUUUGGCAAAACCAGAGGCAACGCCGACAAAGUGGAUAUACAAAGGAUAAUAAUAAAUCUCGAAAAUAGACGUGCUCGUAGGGAAAUAAAAAUAAUUAUCUUGAAAGCGAUAAUAAACUAAUAAACUCUGAAGGGUGCGAUUUUCGACUGCCUUGAAGAUUUCAAAGGAAAGUAAAAUGAUUAUUGGUUCAUUUUUAUGGAAUUUUUACGAAGAUAUAUCUCUGUAUUUCCAAUCAAUUAUUUAGAUUCAUAAUAUUUUAUAUGUGGUUAUGGGAGCAAAUGUUCAAUUGUUGAAAGCACAUUAAAAAGACCAUCAAAAAUAUAAUAUACGUUUCAAUUGAAAAGGGCGUAUCUGCAAAAUAGCACAUUUGGGAUAUUUGUCUUUGAAGACUUUCAUUUCAUCCACAGAUUCAAUUGAAUUAAUAUGAAGAAAAAAUAAAUGAUAAUGCAUGUUAAUUAAAUUUAAUCUGUGGAUGGCACAAAUGAAAGUAUUUAAAGUUCAAUCAAUAUCCCAAAAGUGAUUUUUUGUAGAUACGCACGCACUUCUCAAUUCAAACGUCAGUAUAGAUUCAUCAUAUUCCAAUCUGAUCACGCUGAUGAAACUGUUGAAAUGAUGUUCGAUCAAUACAUUGCUUUCCGGAAAUAAAGAGGAUCUUAUACGAAUUCAAUACAGUAAUUACAAUAUCUUAUGCAUAAUGGACCUGUACUUAGCAACUCUCAUGCUUGUAGACACCUCUGAUAAUGCUUUGUCGGCAUUAUCCAUAACAGAAUUACGGUUCGUUUUAUGGGUCGGCUUUAAAAUUCAGUAAAGACGGAUAACUUUUUUGACCGUUAUGCAAAUUUAGGUAGCUAUUAUUUGAAAGCGUUGAAUAUUUUGCAAUAACCUGGACCACUUUAGGAAUCACUGGCCUGGCGUAUACCGAUGACGAAUACAAAAAUCACAUUUGGCAAAACCAGAGGCAACGCCGACAAAGUGGAUAUACAAAGGAUAAUAAUAAAUCUCGAAAAUAGACGUGCUCGUAGGGAAAUAAAAAUAAUUAUCUUGAAAGCGAUAAUAAACUAAUAAACUCUGAAGGGUGCGAUUUUCGACUGCCUUGAAGAUUUCAAAGGAAAGUAAAAUGAUUAUUGGUUCAUUUUUAUGGAAAAAAAUUUCGUUUUUCGUUUCUGCAAGAAUUCUGAAAUUUCAUAUUUUGAAAAUCUUGGGAGGGGUAAUUACUAUAUAAUACUAGUACUCUUCACUAUUUCUAUACGGUCUUGCUUACUGACUGACUGAUAUUUGUACGUUUUUGAGACUCAAUUAUUAAGUGAAGUUAGUGAAGGUGUUUGAAGUUUUUUUAUAAGUUAUAUUUGCCUUUGACCUAAGGACUUUUUGUUUAUUCAGUUAUUAAAGGUAAGAGCUUAAUAUACAAUUCGAUAUUUUUCAACCUUAAAAUUACUUUUUUGAAGAUAUAAAACUUGAAAACGAUUUAUAUUUGAAUGUAUUAGAUUUUUGUGUAUAACCAAUAUCGGGUGUUUCAUGUCAUCGUAUAUAGGCAAAAUCUCGCUCAUUUGACGAGAUAAUAAAAAAAUUUCUGUUACUAGGGCCUAGUAACAGUUGGAAUAAUACAGAUCUAUUCUGAAUUUCUCCAAGUGAAUAUUAGAACUCUGAAAAUAGACGAGCAGAUAAAUUCGAUUUUUUUAAUCUGAAGUUGGUUGUGUUGUGAAUAUUUCGGAGUGAAAACUUGUGUUUGAAUAUUUCGAUCUUUUUGUAAGGAAAGCAAAAAUGUUUGGUCUAGUUCAUUUUCCCGACCAGACUUACGGAAUAUAUUCAAUGAAAAAUAUUUCAAAGAAAAAAGGAGAUAAUAAUGCCUGCAUUGUAAAACAUAGAGGUGCCAAAUAUGAAGCAGUACUGAUAACAGAAAAAGAGAAAAAAGAAGAACUGAGGGUACUUCAAGAUGAAAUGGUUGGACAGCUAAAAUCAGUAAAGAAAUCUGUAAGCGAUAAUAAUUUCACUGAUUCGAAAAUUGGAGAAAAAUAUGUGGAUAUGGACAGACCAUCUACUUCCUCCAUCAACCAUAAAUAUGUUUCCUCCGUUGUUAAAAAAGAUGAAGAAAGUAGUGAUGAAGCAAUUCAAGAGCAAAGAGAAGAACAGAGGAUUCUUCAAGAAGAAACGCUCGAACAAAGAGAAUCAGUAGAAAAAUCUAUAGGCGAUAAUCAUUCCACUGAUUCAAAAAUUGGAAAAAAAUAUGUGGAUAUGGACAGACCAUCUACUUCCUCCAUCAACCAUGAAUAUGUUUCCACCGUUGAGGGUAGAGAUGAACAAAGUAGUGACGGAGCAUUUCAAGAGAAAAUAAUUAUAGAAGAUAUAUUGCUUAAUCCGCGGAGAUCGCCAGAAAAAUCUCUAGUCUAUGAGGAUUUCAAUGAUUUUUCAAUUGGAACAGAAUAUGUGGAAAUUAACCGAUCAUCUACUUCUCUUAUGAAGAACUUCGAUGAUACUGUUUUCUCCACUGUUUGUGGAGAGGAGGAAGACAGAUAUGCAGAAUUUCAAGAUAAUAGUACCAUGGAAGCUUCAGAUAUGAAUGUUGACAAAAACAAACAGAGUAUUAUGCAACAUCAUGGAAUACCAGUUCAAGUGGAACCUGAAGAUGAGAUAGAAUUAUCAGUUUAUGGAGACAAUUCUGAUGAUGAUUCAGAUUAUAAUUUAUCUACUUAUUCAGAAACGCAAUCUGAUAACUCACGAGAUGGCAGUCGGAGCUCAACACCAUGUUCCUUUCUAUCUGAAAUGGAUCUGAAUAUUGAGGAGAAAACGCAACCGAAUGAGUCCAAUAAUAAUUCCCUCUCGAAAAGCAUCCAAGUUCAUUUAUCUGCCUCGUUAAACGAACCAGGGUGCGAUGAUGAAAAUAUGAUGGUAACUGAGUCCCGCGGAAGAAAAGGAGACAAGAAGGCAAAUUUUUGUUUCUACUGCCAUACGAAACAGCAAAAAAUCUCACGACACCUAGAGAAUAAACACAGCGGUGAGGAGGAGGUGAAAAAAUUUAUUAUGUUACCAAAAGGUAACGUAGAAAGGGCCAAGAUUAUUGGUCAGAUAAGAAAAAGGGGAAAUUUCCUUUUUAAUACGAAUGAGAAUUUAAAUGAUGGUGAGCUGAUUGUGGCGCGACGGCCUAAAAGCAGCAGGAAUAAAAGUGGUAGGGAUUACAGUGCAUGUGCAAACUGUAAGGGAUUUUUCUCAAAAGCCACCCUUCGAGUGCAUUUCAGAUCCUGCACAGGCAUUGAUUCCGACAUUAAAAGAUUGCCAAAUUUGCUAAGUAAAAAAAUCACAUCAAGAAUACAUCCUAUGGCAUCAAUAACUGUGAGAAAUCAUUUAUUCCCACCGCUGAGGGAGGAUGAUGUAUGUAGAGCAAUCAGAUAUGAUGAACUCAUCAUCAUUUAUGCUAACAAAAUGGUGGAAAAAUAUAGAGAACCGAGACAUUUCCAAAUGAUAAGGCAGAGAUUACGAUUAAUUGGUAAUUUCCUCAUUAAAAUGAAGGCACUGAGUAAGGAAAUAAAUAAUUUAGCCUCUAUAUAUGACCCAAAAUUUGUAGACAUGGUUUUAUCUGCUAUAAAUAUGUGUGCCCGGUACACUGAAACUACGAACUGCUUCGAAGCUCCUUCGGUAGCGUUCAGUUUGGGCACACUGCUGAAGCAGAUUGGCAAUUUAUUAAUAACAGAGUGCAUUAAAAACCACAAGGAAGAAAUGCGAAAAAAUGCUAAAUAUUUCUUGAAAGUUUUCGCUCAAGAAGUGAACAUAAAUGUAAACAGAACUGUUGCUGAAACUCAACUGAAAAUGAGUAGAACAAAAACAGUUAUGCUACCCACAAUGGGCGACAUAAAAAAACUCAGCGACUAUUUGACCAAGAAGAGAAAAGACGCCCUUGAGAAAUUGAAAAUUUGCUUCUCGUCAUUGGCCUGGAUAGACUUAGCAGAGGCAACGCUAACGUCUAUCCAGGUUUUCAAUAGACGACGCGCUGGAGAAGUCGAGAGAAUUAGCAUUACCGAAUUUGAAAAAUACGAAACGAUUGAGAGAAGUAAUAAUGAUCUAUUUCAAUCACUUUCAGAGAAAUCAAAAGAAAUUGCAAAAAAAUAUGUUCGAUUCACUAUAAGGGGCAAGUUGAAUCGGACGGUUCCUGUUCUAUUGGAUACUCAUUUAUGUGAGUGCAUCCAAUUAAUAAUAAAAAACAGAACAAAUAUGAGGGUCCACAAGAGUAACCCUUAUGUAUUCGGUACACCAGGGUCGGAUACAAAAAAGCAUCCACAUCUGAGUGCCUGCACUUUGAUGAGGAAAUUCUCUGAAGCUUGUGGUGCUGAGCACCCGACAAGACUACGUGGCACCAAUUUGAGGAAACAUAUAGCCACUACGUGUAUUACUUUGAAUCUUGAAAAUCAAGACGUAGUGGAUUUGUCGAACUUCAUGGGCCAUUCGGAGAAGAUACACAAGGGCAUUUAUCGUCAGCCCAUUAUAAGUAGGGACAUUUUGGGCAUUUCACAACUCCUGCAAACAGCUCAAGGAGAAAAUGAAAAUGCAAGCAGUGAUGACUCCGAAAAUGAGGUUGUCAAUGAUGAAGAACCAAUUCCUACAAAUGAAAUCAAUUCAACAGGAGGAACUCCAAAUCUUAGUGGGGGGAAUAGGAGGAAUUCCAGCAAAGCCCAUACCCUAUCUGGCACCCUCAAAAGAGUGAGGUGGACCCAAGAGGAGAAGGAUGCUAUUUUCCGUAUUUUCGGAGAAUAUAUGAAUAGAAAAGCUCUACCUCCUUUGAAAGUGAUACAAACAGUGAUAAAAGAAACUCCUGUUCUUCAGAAUCGCACGUCACCACAAAUAAAGACAUGGAUUCACAAUCAGCUGAAGGGCUCCAAGAAGAAACUUUCAUUUUCAAACUGAAUAUUUGUGAUAUUUUUAAUUUAUACAUAGUCAUUCGUUUUUAUUCAUAUUUAUUUAUUUUUUCAUAUAUUUAUUUACUUUUCAAGAAAGUUGUUUAUGUUUCUUCAUUUUCAUUCAUUUAUUUUCAUUUAUAUUUGUUCGUUUUAUUUAGAGAUUUAUUUAUGUUCCUUUGAAAUUCAUUUAUUUGUAUUCUUAAGAUUUUUUCAAGAUGGUGUUUCUUUCGAAACACUUCAUUUACAAUUGAAGUUUAUUAUUUUUCUUAAUCAAAAACCAAAGAAAAACCGAAUAUUUUAUUGUCACCAUAUUUUUAUGCCUUCAACUGGAAAUUCCUAACUAGAUAUUACAGAAGAACUAGGUCGACUAGAAAUUUGGAAAUGGAGAUUAGAAUAUUUAUCAUUCCUGGCUCUUUCGUACAUAUAGAGAAGAUAUUUAAAUUUGAAAAGAAUUAUGAUUCCCUUGACUUCCUCAUUAUUUAAAAUACUUUACCCAAUAAUUUAACUUCACCUUAUUUUUAUGACCUUUAACUGGGAAUACUCAAGUUCAAUCAAGAAGUUACUGAGGAACUGGGUCGACUAGAAAUUUGAAAAUUGAGAUUAGAAUACUUUCUCAAUCUAGGCUCUUUCGGUUAUACAGAGGAUCAAAAAAAUGUUCAUAACGGCGACCCCCCCCCAAUUUAAAGGCUAGGAUCGCCCUUGUCAUAAAUGCAAUUUCUGUAACGAAACUACAAUGAAAUAUAUUUUCGAAAAUAAAAUAAUCCUCAUAUUAAGA